Messenger RNA from Aphis gossypii (cotton aphid), 5685 nucleotides. RefSeq names its product Kruppel-like factor 3. Gene Ontology annotation, biological process: regulation of transcription by RNA polymerase II. The record is from RefSeq and is a predicted model, not a curated record. The transcript is spliced from 3 exons. Lineage: Eukaryota; Metazoa; Arthropoda; Insecta; Hemiptera; Aphididae. Gene Ontology annotation, molecular function: RNA polymerase II cis-regulatory region sequence-specific DNA binding; DNA-binding transcription factor activity, RNA polymerase II-specific. Bases 670 to 1950 code for a protein of 426 amino acids.
ACGGGCCGCAUUAGUAGGUAAAUCGCGCCCGGCGUGUCGACGGCGCGCGUGCUUGCAGCCGACAGUGGCCGACCGCCGACCGACAGCACAGAACCGCCGCGGCCGAGGGAGAGUGAAAAACGUCGUUCGUUUUCGUUUGAUCCGAUCCGUUAGCUCGUCGGCACGUUUGCUGCCGAUCCGUUUGCCUGCGACGACCAGCAGCAGCAGCAGCGCGCGGAAGAAGACCGUUCGAUAUUAUUUUAAGUACGCUUUUCGGUCACAACACGUCCGUACACGAUAUUUUUAUUACCGCGCCGCCGUCGGUUCGCGGCAACUGCAGUGCGGCUCGUUUAUUUUUUUUUUAUUUUUUUUUGUUUUUCGUAGUUUGUGCGAUAUUUGAUUUCGCCCGUUCAACCGUAUCGAAAACAUAUUUUGUCGUGUUGUACUACUACUACUACAGUCGUCUCGCGGGCCGUCCGAUUCGGUUUUUUUGUCCUGCGAACGUUUUUACCGUUUCUUCACUGUGACCGCGCGACGAUCCUGCCGUGCUCGUCAUAGCGAACGUGCUCGGAACGUUCGCCGCGCCGCGUGUUCCCUGUCCGAGUGACACCCAGAGGGGCCCUGUACCGCGGGGCGCGAUGUCCUGAGAGCGCGAAGCGACCGCGAGGAAAAAUCGUUCACGGUAUCCACAUGGCCGGGGCACUGGAAAUUCUACAGGAAGAUGACUGGCAAGUGUGGCAGGAUACCAUCUCCUGGCUGGGUAACCCGACUGGUCCUCAGGCCUCACCGGUAUACAUGUGCGGAUCGGGAACCGUUCCCGGGUUGGUCCCGUCAACGGACGGCCACCGGCGUGGUUACUCGAUGGCACCCGACGUCGACAAUCAUUCGCUUGACGAUGCCCAGCACCAUCAGCACCAGCCUCCACCCCAGGACCCUGUCGGCUACGGGACCGAGGAAUUUAUAGACCUGGACAUGUUGAUCAACUACGUGGCGGACCAACAUAGUGGCUCCAACGACCCCGUACCACCGGAUGUCAUGAUGACAACUUACGCCACGGACAAGUCAUACUACAGCAGGUUGACCGAUUACAAUCCUGCUGAUUACAACGGAGUGAUGUACAUAUACUCGCCCGGGCCCGUCAACGACUGCGGUCAAGUGAUGGACGGCCAGCAACAGCAUCAGCAGCAGCAUCAGCAGCAGCAGCAACAGCAGCAGCAACAGCAACAGCAACACAACCAUCAACUCAUGCAGCUACAGCAGCAACAGCUACAGCUCCAGCUGCAGCAAAUCCAACAGCAACAGCAACAGAUAUCGCCUCCCGCGAGCCCGCCGGACGACAGCGACGGCGGAAACGCCAUCGCGGAAUCCAAGUUCUUGGUGCGCCAGCUGAUGGCGACGACGACCGCUACGACGGCGGCGGCGGCGGCCGUGACGCCGACGCCGACGCCGACGCUCUUGUCGGCCACCAACGUGGCGGCGGCUGUCGGCCGUCCGCACAAACAACCGUCGGCCGCCACGGCCGCGGUGGCCACCGCCGCGGCCGUGUCGGCGGCGUACACGGCGGCCAUGAUGACGCCUCCGUCGUCGCCGCCCGAGGACGGCGUGAAAAUGGCCGUGGCCGCGGCCGCCGCGAAGGUGACGGGGCAGCGGAGGCGGGCGGGCGGCGCGGUCGGCGAACGGCGGCCGCAGCGGGCCAAAAAGACGUCGGCCAACCACUCGUGCGGCCACCCCGGAUGCGGAAAGACGUACACCAAGAGCUCGCACCUGAAGGCGCACCUGCGCACGCACACGGGCGAAAAACCGUACCAGUGCUUUUGGAACGGAUGCGGAUGGAAGUUCGCCCGGUCCGACGAGCUGACCCGGCACUUCCGCAAGCACACCGGCGACCGGCCGUUCAAGUGUCGGCUGUGCGACCGAGCGUUCUCGCGGUCCGAUCACCUGUCGCUGCACAUGAAACGGCACAACGUCUAGCGAGGGACGCGCCGUGUGUGGAAAAUAAUAUAUGAUAUAAAGUACCACGACGCGGGAAAUCGGAAAAAAAACUAGCAAAUAUUACGGAUUAGAAAAAGAAAAAUAAAUAAAAUUCAAAUCUUUCAACGUAGUAGUGUAGUGUAGUAAAAUGUCGCACGGUUUUUUUUCUUUUAUUUCUUCGUUUUUCCUCGUUAUCGUGCCCCGCAAUAACGAUGUGUUUCUAUAAAGAGUAGUCGGUAACGAUCGUAUUAUUGUAAUAUUAUUUUCUUCUCGCUUAGCACACUAGCACUAGUACUGCGUACGGUAUACGAUAGAGAGUAGGUAGUAUUAUUAUACUUACGUUUAAAGAUAUGGUAAUAAUAAUAAUAAUAUUGUUAUACCGUCAUAAUGAACUUGUACAUUUUUUUUUUUAUUAUUUCUCAUCAUUCUCUUUUAUUGCUCGGCUUGUCUGCGAGCUGCGGUCCGACGACGGUGCCCACUCGUAAACACAGCGUAUAUUAAAUGAGUACGCGGUGCGAGUACGAUAUUAAAUAUUAUAAUAAUAAUAAUAAUAAUAAUAUCGUGAAACGUGUCCAAACGUCAUAGUCGCGAUUAUAUGUAAAAAUAUACGAUCCGGACGCGCGUGUGUCGUCGGCCACAAUAUUACCACGACGAACUCGAAAAUGACGAAUACGAUAGUAGAGUCGUGUUGCGGACGACGAGUCUCGUGCCCAAAGUCUUCGGGAUUUGAGUACGGGUUAAAACCUUCGUUCUCUUUCACCGGCGCGUCAUUUUUCAUUUCCUCCGGACGUCGACGAACCGAAAACCGAUCGUCGUCGUCAUUACGUUAAGUGUGUUUAUCGUCAUGAUUUCGACAGUGACGUUUAGAGUUCGGCACUAAUGUUGCGGAUUUCCUCGUUCCACCCUUCAACCGACACUCGCGCCGUGAGUCGCGCUUUCCGCGCGCUAAGGCUUUUCGAACAACGCCGACGUUUUGAUACUGACGUUUCGUAAGCUUUUAUUUUUAUAAUACAGCUCACCCGUCGUCGACCGUAAAUAUUUACAACGAUGUUUUUAGAAAAACUAUUUUUCAAGUCGAAAACCACUCGUGAUAACACAAUACAUUUUAAUAUUUGUAUGCGUUUCCGUUUUCUAUAAUACAAUUCAGAAAUCGUUUAAAUUUUUUAUUUCACUCGUACGUUAUAUUCGUCUACACCAAGACAACGAGUCAAAACGACUGUUUGAUCGUUUUUUUUUUUUUAACUGUCGUCACCGGACGAUAAAUGCUCUCUUUAACCUAUCUUGUAUAUAAUAAUAUAUAAAAUAUCAUCAGAUGAUCUCGACGCUGGAAUAACGUCACCCAAAUGUUACGAAAAACCAUAGAAAACCCGUUUCGAAUUUCGAAUGGCUACUCAUUAUUAGUCACAUUUGCAUGUUCCCCAGACUUCAUCUCGUGUUAAUUUGGCAGCUUUGUACGUUUGUUUAUUAUUUUUCGGCAUCAAAAUAUUACGUUCAUUAUUCAUUCGAAAAUUCCACUUGGUACGACUUAGGCCCAAGAUUAACGUCAUUGGUAAGAAUCUGGACCAAAAAAUAACACUAAAAUGCAGUACAAACAAUAUUUAUAAACGUUUUAACAUUAAUUUCUAUUUGGAGAUAGAAAUACGUAACUUUUGGUUUUUUUCUCGAAAAAGUAAAAAUUUAUUCGUUUUUCCGGAAGGCCUAAUUCAAUCUCGUUCGCAGCUUAACGGUAUAUUUUGCAUUAUACAAUGGUGUAUACUGCUUAGAGAGAUUUUAUUUCAUUUUCCACUCAACAAUAAUAUUCGCUAUAAUGGUCUGAGAUUUUUGUGGCAACACAAAAAUUACAAGGGUCAUAGUUAACAACCCACACGGACGAUUUCAGAUCUCUGCAUUGACUUUUUCUCUUUCGUAUUUUACUUAUAAUACCAUAAUAAUAUUAUCAUACAUAACAGAUGCGUGCUCGGGAAUAUUCAAUGUACUGUGCAUGUGCGUGUUGGGUACCGAAGUACAUCAAAUAUUUUGUUAACAUGAUAGAUUUUUAUUUCAAUUUUUAAAGAAGAAGGCAAAAUGUUUAACAAACUUAAUGUAAUAUAUUUUUUAUAUACAGACAAGUAGUAGAAUAACAAUGUUUCUCAAAUUGUAGUUUCAUACAAAAUUUAAAAAAAAAAUAGUUUGCAUAAUUUGUCUAAAAAUUAGAAAAUCACAUCAUAUCACAUUGUAUAUUAUACCCAUCAGUUACCAAUCAGUGGUAGGGGGUGGGAUAUGAACCCUUUUUCUCCCCUUUGAGUACUCCCCUAGCUGGUACACAAACGUAGUGAUAGUUUUAGGUGUAUUGCAUUUAUAUUGAUCUUAAUAUAGUAUAUUAUAGCGUAACGAUUGUACAAUAUUAUGUAUUUAGGUCGACGAUGAUUCACUCUAUAUUGAACACAGUAACAAUAAGCAUAAUAAUACAUAUAUUAUAUUAUAUAUGUACCUAUUUCACAUAGGUAUUGACAAAUGUAUUGUCAAUACUAUAUAAGUACACGAUAACCAAAUAAUAAUUUGCCAAUACUGUUAUAGACAUUUUUCAAGUAAAAAAAAAAAUUUAAUUGUUUCAAGAUGUAAACCACUCGUCUCAAACGAUCGUAUCAGUAAAUACCAGAUUAUAUGAUUUAACAUUUUUUUUUUAUAAUUGUCCCUUUGUACAAACAUUCGGCGAAUGUACUCGCGCACAAAGAGCGCUUUCCAUAGAGCGUUGUAAAAAUCUCGAUUACCUUUUGUGUGUACUUAACUUUUGUCACUGUUUUUAGACGGAUAUUGUUCAAUCGCUUAAAUAUUAUCUCAGAUAGUAGGUAAAUAAUAAAAAUUUGCACGUUAGUUGUACAUAAACCCCAUGAUCAAAUUCUCAGCUUCGACAAUAAUAAUAAAAUUCACUUGGAUGACUACUUAAUUUAAUUACUGUACAUAUACCUAACUGCGUUUGUUUUCGUCGACUUUUAGAAAUAAUUAUUAUAUAAUAUAUUGACUAUGCGUAUAUACAUACUAAUAUUGUAUUAAAACAAUCAAAAUAUAUCGUUUUUCCUGAUUAAACAAAACGUAUUUUUUUAUUUUUUAUUAUUAUUUUUGUUUUAUACAUAUAUAGUUUUUAAUCUUAUUCGAAAUCAAAUUUAACAAAAUGUGACUAGCAAUAAUUGUUUUUUUUUUUAAACUUAAGUAGUGGUUAGGAAUAUUAAAAAAAAAAAAAAAACUAUUUUUCUUUUUAAUGUUAUUAUUAUUUUUUUUAUUCAUUUAUUAAUACUAAACCAUUGUAAAAAAUAUUUGUUUUAAUUAUUAUUAUUAAUGAACGUAUGUCGACUUAAAAAAAAUAUAAUAUUGCAUACCUACAUUUACGAGUAUAUGUAUACUUUUAUUUCAACUUCAUUAAUAUUAAUUAUUAUUAUUAUUACUAGUUACUGUAUUAAUAUAUUAUAGUUAUAUUGUGAGUUUUUUUUCUUUUUGUAGAUUUAUAGUCAGUCGAAUAUCAAUGUAAUAUUAUAAUACUUGUAGCAGGUAUACCGGAGUCGCAAUUUCCAGCGCAGCGCGUGUAUACAGAAAAAAAAAUACAUAAUUGUUUUUUGCCAUUUAAUUAAACUCAAUAUUUACAUAAACUAAGGUUAUUAUAAUAUUAUUAUUAUUAUUAUUAUUAUUAUUGUCAUUAUUAUUAUCAUUAUUAUUAUUACUAUUAUUAUUUUAUUUCAUUAAACUUUUACCGUUAUCAAA